Messenger RNA from Penicillium malachiteum, 1479 nucleotides. RefSeq lists its product as uncharacterized. Gene Ontology annotation, molecular function: transmembrane transporter activity. The record is from RefSeq and is a predicted model, not a curated record. The transcript is spliced from 5 exons. Gene Ontology annotation, cellular component: membrane. Gene Ontology annotation, biological process: transmembrane transport. Lineage: Eukaryota; Fungi; Ascomycota; Eurotiomycetes; Eurotiales; Aspergillaceae. Bases 1 to 1479 code for a protein of 492 amino acids.
AUGAAGUCGCUGGAAUUCCAAGAUGAUUUGGAUCUUAAAGCCCGUGGGUAUCGUCGUGAGAUGCCCCGGCGAUCCUCAACCUUCAGUCUCGUUGCCCUCAGCUUCAGUUUAACAUGCACAUGGUCUGGUACUGGCUCAUCGAUCGGUAUAUCUCUGCAGGAUGCAUCGGCUGCUGGCACUAUAUGGUCGCUUCCAGUGGCCGCUCUGAUGACGGCCAUUCUUUCGGCCGGCGUGGCCGAAUUGGCAUCGGCUUAUCCUGUCGCUGGUGCUCAGUACUACUGGACAUUCUGUCUUGCAUCCAAAGAAUGGAGAGCUUUUGCUUCUGAUAUAAACGGUUGGCUGAGUAUUUUGGGAUGGUGGCUAGCCAGCGGUGCAGCCUGCAACUUCAUUGCAUCCUUAAUUCUACCAAUCGUGAUUCUCUGGUAUCCAGACUAUGAGAUCCAUAACUGGCAACAAUGGCUCGUCUACAUUGGGAUAGUGUGGCUGGCAGUCGCACUCAAUACGUGGGGCUCACAGCUGCUUCCUCUCUACAAUCGUUUCAACUUCCUCGUCGCAUGCAUCACUCUCACCGCAACAACGAUCACACUAUUCGUGUGUAGUCGGAACAACCACGCCGCUCCCAAGUGGACUUUCGGUGAUGUCACCAACGGGACAGGAUGGCAAAGCGAAGGAUUCGCCUUCCUACUAGCGAUCAGUAAUGCUGUGUACGCCUUUCUUGGAACAGACUGCGGAGCGCACGUCUGUGAGGAGAUUCAUGACCCUACCCGGAACACCCCCAAGAUUAUCCUGUACCCGAUCCUCAUGGGCUUGGUAACCGCGUUUCCCUUUGCUGUCGCUUGUAUGAACGCCAUCACCAAUAUGGAUGCAGUGCUGAAUUCGCCGUCUGGUGUUCCUUUGAUCGAGAUUUACUAUCAAAGUACCGGGUCCAAAGGAGCUUCAUCCAUUCCGUUGGCACUGUUCGCAUUUUGCUUCUUCGGGUGCACUAUCCCGCUCAAUGGACUCUGUCUAACUGGCACCGUUGUUUCGAUUACAAGCUAUACGGCCUCAUCUUCCUUGGCUCAUCAACCGCCUUCUCUGCAAUGGUCGGUGCCGCGAUCAUCUUCCUUCAAACUUCAUGUGCCCUACCACAGGCGAUGUGGGCGCCACAUCAUGCCUGAGCGGCCUUUCUCACUCGGUCGAUUCGGACUUGCCAUCAACCUUAUUUCGGUGCUAUGGGUUAUUCUUCUUGACAUUCUUUGCUUCUUCCCGACCGAGAGGCCAGUGACCAAGGAGAAUAUAAACUAUGUAUCUGUCGUGUCAGUUGGUUUGACGGUCACUGUAUUCGCACUCUAUCUUUUCUCUAAAAGGGGCAGGUAUCUAGGUCCGCGAGUGCCGAACGAAGACUUGAGGCAGGUAGUGUAUCAGAUGGAUGAGGGACAGGAGCCUGAUACUAGUAAUGAUGCGCAGUAUUCUGGCGAAUAUAUGCCAAAGAAGGAGUAA